This is a messenger RNA of Lingula anatina, 4066 nucleotides long. RefSeq names its product tyrosine-protein kinase Src42A. The record is from RefSeq and is a predicted model, not a curated record. Gene Ontology annotation, biological process: protein phosphorylation. Gene Ontology annotation, molecular function: protein binding; ATP binding; protein tyrosine kinase activity. NCBI's taxonomy places the organism in Eukaryota, Metazoa, Brachiopoda, Lingulata, Lingulida, Lingulidae.
GUUUCGCAACAACCUGCUGAGCGAUGUGGUCGUACUGAGACGGUGUACUCGAACAACACUUCCUGGUGUAUGGGACGUUUCUUUUGUUAUCUUUUACAGAAGGCAUUUGACCGACUGUGCGAAGGAGGCGGAAAGGUAUAAGGUGUUCGUUUAUACCAGGAGGACCCAUUACUCAAAAUGGGGAACUGCCUGGGCAAGCAAGAGAAAUCUGGCUUUGAUCACAUUGGGGAGGAUCAGGGAAAGACUUCAAAUGGCAACAAGAUUCCCAGCUCAUCCGAGUCGGCACAAAACGGUGGUGUUGCAACCACAGGACCCCUAGAAACUAGUCAGCCGCAGGCCUCUGGAUUCCCACAGACACCGAGCUCGCCUAUGAGCGAAGUCCCACUUAGCCCUGGUGCUAAGUUAUAUGUUGCCUUGUAUGAUUAUGAUGCUAGGACUGAAGAAGACUUGAGCUUUAAGAAAGGGGAGCAUCUAGAAAUACUAAAUGACACUCAAGGAGACUGGUGGUAUGCCAGGUCUAAGAUUAGUAGAGUAGAAGGUUAUAUACCGUCCAAUUAUGUGGCCAAGCUAAAGAGUUUGGAGUCUGAACCGUGGUAUUUCGGCAAAAUUCGUAGGACAGAAGCUGAAAAGAAGUUAUUAUUACCAGAAAAUGAACAUGGAGCAUACCUUAUACGAGACAGUGAGAGUCGGCGGAAUGAUUUUUCUUUAUCAGUGCGUGAUGGUGAUACAGUAAAACAUUACAGGAUACGACAGUUAGACGAAGGAGGCUUUUUUAUUGCUAGGAGAGUGACUUUUAGAACUUUAUCAGAACUGGUAGAACAUUAUUCUGUUGAUGCAGAUGGACUGUGUGUUAAUCUACGGAAACCUUGUUCACAGAUUGAGAAACCACAAACAGCAGGCCUGUCAUAUAACACAAAAGAUGCCUGGGAGAUUCCCAAAACAUCAUUGAAAAUGAUUCGUAAAAUUGGCCAUGGGCAGUUUGGUGAAGUGUGGGAGGGUUUGUGGAACAAUACCACCCCAGUGGCUAUCAAGACUCUAAAACCAGGUACAAUGGAUGCUAAAGACUUCCUGGCAGAAGCUCAAAUCAUGAAGAAGCUACGGCAUCCCAAACUCAUCCAACUCUAUGCAGUCUGUACGCAGGAUGAGCCUAUUUACAUAGUCACAGAACUAAUGAGGCAUGGUAGUUUACUGGAGUAUUUACAAGGUAAAGGUCGCAGUCUGAAGCUCCCUCAGUUGAUCGACACGUCAGCCCAGAUAGCGGCUGGGAUGGCUUACCUGGAGUCCCAGAACUACAUCCACAGAGAUCUGGCUGCCAGGAAUAUCCUGGUGGGAGACAACAACAAUGUCAAAAUAGCAGACUUUGGUUUGGCCAGGGUGAUAAAGGAGGAUGAGUAUGAAGCUCGCGUUGGUGCCCGAUUUCCCAUCAAGUGGACAGCCCCAGAAGCUGCCAACUACAACAGGUUCACAAUCAAAUCAGACGUGUGGUCAUUUGGUAUCUUACUCACAGAGAUCAUCACUUAUGGAAGGAUACCUUAUCCAGGUAUGACCAAUGCCGAGGUCCUCCACCAAGUAGAACAUGGCUACCGUAUGCCAGCACCCCCUGGUUGUCCACCAGCUCUCUAUGAGGUGAUGCUAGAUUGCUGGAAGAAGGAUGAGAUGGAAAGACCCACAUUUGAAACAUUGCAAUGGAAACUUGAGGAAUUCUUUACACUGCAAGGCAGUGAAUACAAUGAGGCCAGCGUAGUGCGGUAAUAGUGCUCCAUAGUCAUACAAGAGAGAGAGCACACACCUGUGUCUUGCAUCAUUUGAAAUACUGUUGAUGUGUGUAUUGAAGUGGGACUGAAUUUCUUAGAAAUGACACUUUUUUUAACGGGUUUCCUAGAAGCAUCUGGGACACUGUUUCACUUUAAUUAAUGCCUGUAAAUCUCAAGAAAAAGGAAUGGGCCUGUAAGCUUCUUAUCACGCAAAAAACCUGAUGUUGUCUUGCUGAGAGGCUGUGACAGAUUCAUAUGAUCAAGAUGUCUGCCAACAGGACUAAAUGUCACAACAUCUUAGGUGCUGUUUGAAAUGGGUGUGAAUUGGUUUGAAUGUUCCAUUCAUGGUUUUUCAUGUCUCAUCUGCGAUGACAUGGAGGAAAAAAUGGCAUUUCCAAUCAAGAAUUGAUUAAAGAAGUUGGAUAUAGAUGAAAGUCAUUUAGUCUUCAUCAGUAUUAGAAACUGCCUUCAAAUGCAUUAUUCAUGUCUGCGUAAAACAACCAGAAGACGUCUGAUUUAUAAAAGUUUAUGUGCACUGGAUUAAAAAGAAGUUAAUGUAAAGCUGUUGUAUUUUCACAGGAUACUGCCAUCCAGUGCAUAUACAGUCAUUUCAUUUCCUGGCACUAAUAUUGACAAAACCCUUGAUGGCCUUAUGUACAACCACUGUGGGAGAUGAUACCUUGUUGCCAAGAUCAUGUAUGCUAGAUAUCAUUGUUUUAUUGUUCACGUUAAAAGUAUUAUCUGCAGCACUAGAUAUUUAAAGGCAAAGGGGGAUCUUCCGUAUCUUAAUUAAAGGAGUUUUGUGUUGAUUACCUCUAUCUGCCUUAAAUCUGUUUACAACAUUUAAAACAUUUUUAGUUAUGAAAAAAACAUUUGAAUGUGAUGUCAUCGUUAGAAUAUGCAAGAGAUGGGAUAGGCUUUUGCUUGAAUUUAACAAAAGCAAAACAUUGAAUUAGUAAAAAAAAAUUUAGAUAAUAGCAUUUAGAAACGGCAUUUAGGUAGUGUUCUGACUGAUUGGAGAGGUAUCUCUGGGCAUCAAAAACUAAUGAAAAGGCAAUCAAAAUAUAAUCCAGUGUGGUAAACAGUCCCUUUAGUUUGCCCCCUUCACCACGAAGCUCUUGUCAAAAAUGAAGUAUGAAUAAAUGGUUUGAGACGGGCUUCCAAGAUAUGCAAAAGUUGAAGGUUUUAUGGUACUGCAGGCAAAACUCGAUAUUACCAAGUGAUAUUAGUUUGUACAGAGAGGUAUGACACACCAAGCCCCAACAGCUACAAUAAUCAUAAUAUAUGAUGAUAAUAUAAUUAUGAUAAGUUUUCUUCUACCAAUGUAAAGUAAAAUGUGUAUUGGUUUGUUUAAAACAGUCUGUGUAGAUAUACCGUUUGAUGACUAGCACUGAUUUGCUGAAGUGCUGCAGUAUAGAUAAGUAAUUUCAGUCUAACAUAAAUGGUGUUUCUAGUGCUAAAAUAAUUGAUAGCUUGGGUCAACAAUUGAGCGCUUUCAUUUUGAUCUUGUGCAAGUCUGGGACAAGUUGUAAUUCUGUCUAGAUUAAUGCAUUGCUCAUGUUUUAUAUUGCCUGUCAAAUGAUGAGUUUUAAUUAGAAUGAAUCUGGUGUUCUGUUGAAGAGCUGCGAUGUCAUGGGACUUUGGAAGAGAAUGAAAAAUUACCUACAGCUUAAUUGGUAAUUCAAUAAUUUUUACACUGAAUGCUUCAGAGUCCUACGUUAUGCAGCUAUGCAGCUCGAGUCGGUUAUAGCAGUAUGUUUUAUAAGAAAACCUGUGUUAAGAGAAGUCAUAAAUUAGCUUUGUUCACAUGGGUUUCUACUUCAGAUAUGCCUGAGAGUUCUUCCAUUCCUGUGUCUAUUUCCCGGCUUUCCAUUUUUCGUCAAACUGACAUUCCAUAUUUGUUUUCUCCCCAUGAAUGGUCUUUUUAUCAUUUAACUCUUUUUAUCAUUUUACUUUUAGCCUCAUUAUCUUAAAUGACUAUUGCACAAGGAAUGGGGAUGGUAUCUGUUCAUUAAUUAUGCUAUUUUGCAUGGGUUGUUAAUUUGGCCAAGUAAAAUUAUUGUAAAUUUUUGAUUGAAAUAUUUAGUGUCAUCUUUGUGGUGAAGAUAGAAAGAUUUAAAUUGUUGUGCAUUAGUAAAAACAAUCUAGCAUAAGAUUAUUAUAGUGUCACCAUGACCAUGUGUUGACAUUCUUGGUAUUUGGUCCAUUGAUUUUUGACAUGAUAUUUGCAAAACAUUACCUUCUCAGUUUUUACAUCUAAAAUGGUACACAAUGAAGUAUGUGAGAAUGUUGGUAUAUCUGAUAACAUUUGA